AUGCCCUGGAUCUUCUCUCGACGCCUAAAUCUCCCGUCGUCCGGCUCACACGGCGGCGGUGAUCCCUUUGCGUCGCCCAUCAAGUCCUUCUUCAACAUGGGGGGCGGCAAACGUGGGGAUAUGACAGAGGAAAUAGACGAAGUCGAUUUGGCGGUUUGGUGGGUCCCAGCGAGUGAUGCUACCCAAGGGAUGUAUCUGAGGAGAUUGGAGGGCGAGAUACAUCUCGCCAAGGACUUACAGCCGACAUGCAGGUUCCUUCCGUUUAGCGUCGAGUAUGCCAUUGAAAUGCUCCCACUGGUUUCACAAUCUUUUGAGCCAUAUUCAACUGGGCGAGAAAAGUUUAUUCUCAUACACCCUGUGGAGAUCGCCACACAUCAUUCUGAGGAAGGCCCUAUGCCAACUGCCUUCACCAAACCUUUCCCUGAUCGAGAACGAGAGAAAAGGGAGAAGGACAGGGAGAAAGAAAAGGAACAUAUGCCAGAACCGCACCCUAUCAAACCGGAACGUGAGGAAGACGGGUUGAUGACGUCAUGUGGUCAACUCGUGCGAUGUCAAACUCAAAUCAUCGAUGUUGGUGAUAGCGAUUCAUACAACGGCACAGUUACCGGUGUCAAACCUGACAAUACCGCUGGACAUCAACUAUCUCCCGAGCACUCAUUGAACGCGGAGUCUCCGAAUAGAUUCCCUCAUCGAACUACGGCUCCUCUUAACAGAGUUGGCACGCGCCUUCCUCGGUAUUCAGCUCUAGGCAGCCAGCAGUCAAUAUCAGAUUAUGAUGUUGAGCCUUACGCUGAUGGUGAAACCAUUGAUCCACGGAGCACCACUGACGAUGGCAUUACAGCGCCCCCAGUUGAGGACGCGUCCUCUCAAAACAGAUUAAGUGCUAGAGAAUCGGUCGGAUCAGCGUCGCCCCCUCGGUACUCAUUCGCCCCUCCCAGAUAUUCAAGCGCCUUUGGCGUUUCAGCCCAGCAAGUCACGACAGGAAGGGCCGAACACAUAUACAACAUAUGCAGUGGGUUGAAGAACAAGCCAUGGGUUACCUUCCGUGUAUUCAGCCAACCGUCACCAGGCGCUUCAUCAAAGCAUCAGGACCUUCCCCGCUUUUCAAGCGGCGACAUAGUUGCGGGCCUGAUCGAGUUCACACUAGAUAGCCCUCAGACUAUAAACUCAAUUACUGUCUCCCUUCGUGGACGCGUCAUAAGAGGUUACCUCGCCGAAGAAUCUGACACAUUCCUUGACCACCAAGUUAGCAUCUGGACACGCGCCGAUGGAGAUCCCCAUUUCCCAGACCAAGGGUCCACGAAAAAGUUCAAUGGGAGACUCAAUGGGGCGCACCAUUUCCCAUUUGCUUUCCCAUUUCCCACCCUUGUCGAUAUAUCGACUUCAACUGCAUUCCCUCCACCGUUUCAAACUCUUCAAGAUCCUGUUGGCUCGUCGCCCAAUCCGAGCUCUUCGAAUGCUACGGUUUCUCCGACAAGGUCGAGUUCGCUUCUACCUGCCACCACACCACCUACUCGCUUCCGUUCACGCAGCAUACCCACGAAUGCCACUUUCUUUUCAGAUGAGUACAAACGACCACUUUAA
Laccaria bicolor S238N-H82 is the source of this 1584-nucleotide messenger RNA. RefSeq lists its product as uncharacterized. The transcript has 7 exons. NCBI's taxonomy places the organism in Eukaryota, Fungi, Basidiomycota, Agaricomycetes, Agaricales, Hydnangiaceae. Bases 1 to 1584 code for a protein of 527 amino acids. The record is from RefSeq and is a predicted model, not a curated record.